Lucilia cuprina (Australian sheep blowfly) is the source of this 2114-nucleotide messenger RNA. RefSeq names its product dnaJ protein homolog 1 (gene DnaJ-1). The transcript has 2 exons. Bases 397 to 1428 code for a protein of 343 amino acids. NCBI's taxonomy places the organism in Eukaryota, Metazoa, Arthropoda, Insecta, Diptera, Calliphoridae. Gene Ontology annotation, cellular component: cytosol. The record is from RefSeq and is a predicted model, not a curated record. Gene Ontology annotation, molecular function: protein-folding chaperone binding. Gene Ontology annotation, biological process: negative regulation of transcription by RNA polymerase II.
UAUUGUUACGGGAAUAUUCUUGAAUUGUCGAUGAAAUCAUUAGCCUAAUAAUUGGCAUUACACAGAGAGCACAAGAGAGAAAGAGAAACUUUGAAAAAAAUUUCUCAGUUUUGUGGCAAAAACAAAAUAUAAUUUACUUGUAACAAGUUGAAAUGAGACCGCUAUUGUCCAAUUCGAUUUCAUUCAAAAAUCAUUCAUUUUUCAUAUUCUACCCGUUUCUGUGCAAAACCACUGUUGGCACAAAAAAAAAAAAAAAAAAUAAAGAAAAAACCCAAAACAUCUCUCGAAUGUUCUAUGCACUAGAAUAAAGAAAAUCGUAGAAUAAUCGUUGGAAGCAAAGUAUUUUAAAAUAAUUCCGCUUAUUAACUGCAGUUUAGUGAAAUUAAAAUCCACACAAUGGGAAAAGAUUUCUAUAAAAUUCUUGGCAUCAAUAAAACUGCCAAUGAUGAUGAAAUAAAGAAAGCCUAUCGCAAAUUGGCUUUGAAAUACCAUCCCGACAAGAAUAAGACACCACAGGCUGAGGAACGUUUUAAGGAAAUUGCAGAGGCUUAUGAGGUACUGUCGGACAAAAAGAAACGUGAUAUUUAUGAUCAGUAUGGUGAAGAAGGACUAAAGGGUGGUGUUCCCGGAGGUGCAGGCCAUGAAGGUGGUGGCACCUACACUUAUCAUGGCGAUCCAAGAGCUACAUUUGCCCAGUUCUUUGGCAAUGCUGAUCCCUUUGGUUUGUUCUUUGGUGGCGGUGAUCCCUCACGCAUUUUUGAAUCACAAAAUAUUUUCAUGGGUGACAAUGAUGACAUUUAUACACAAAUGUCUGGAGGCGGUGGUCCCGGAGGAGCAUUCCGUUCACAGUCCUUUAAUGUUCAACCUAAUCGCAAACGUCAAACCCAAGAUCCUCCCAUUGAACAUGAUUUGUACGUUUCCUUAGAGGAGGUGGAUAAGGGCUGUGUUAAGAAAAUGAAAAUAUCACGCAUGUCUUUGGCUACCGGACAGGCCCGCAAAGAAGAGAAGGUCUUAAAUAUAACUGUUAAACCUGGCUGGAAGGCUGGCACUAAAAUCACCUUCCAACAAGAGGGCGAUCAGACUCCCGGUAAAAUUCCUGCCGAUAUUAUUUUCAUCAUACGUGAUAAAGCUCAUCCAUUGUUUAAACGUGAAGGCAGUGAUUUGCGCUACAGUGCCCAAGUAAGUCUGAAACAGGCCUUAUGCGGCACCACAGUUUCCGUACCCACUCUACAGGGUGAUCGCAUAACCAUCAAUACACAAGGUGAAAUCAUUAAACCCACCACCGUAAAACGUAUUAGUGGUCGGGGGUUGCCUUUCCCUAAGGAACCAUCACGUCGUGGUGAUCUGAUGGUGUCGUUUGAUAUCAAAUUCCCCGAUUCAAUACAGCCGGGUACAAAGGAGCUGCUCAGUGAGAUUUUACCCAACUAGAUAGUAGUAUAAAUAUGUAAUACAGUAGGCUAGUGUAAUAAGUAGGGGAACUGCGUUCAAAUUGCUGGGCGGGAUGUAUUUAUUAUUAUGUAAUAUUUAAUAUUAUUACAAUUUUUAUUAUAAGCGUUACAUUUAAGUCCUAUAAAAACAACAAGAAGUGUUAGGCUAACAACAACUACUUCCAAUUACUAACACACCACAAGCUUGCAGUAACAAUUGAAUUAGGCUGCCGGCGACGUGGUGUCGAGUACAGAAAAAAACAGAUCUGGAAAUGUGAAAAAAAGAAAAUACUUGUAGGAAACUUUAAAUGAAUUAUUUUGUCCAUAUAAUAACAUUUUUUUCUAAAUUCAUUUGUUAAAUGUCUUAUAACACUUGUUUUGUAAUCUAUAAAACCCUUCCUAUGUUACAGAAAUCAGGAAAUCAUUGUAUAUCCUUAUUUCUGUAGCAAGCCCUAAAGGGCUUUCUUUAGGAUAACAAAUACAUAAACAUCUAAAUUCAUUCCAUAUGUAGGAAUCCGAAAAGAAAACUUGCCCGAACAUGUGAUCCCUUAUUAGUUACAAAACAAGCAAGACAACUUCUUUAUUUUUGUUAUUUAUUUUGUAAAUGUUUUUCUCUUCUAAUUGCAAUAUGCGACAAAAUUCAUUCAUUAUUACUUUGGCAACAACAAAUUUUAAUUUUGUUUUAAA